Messenger RNA from Trypanosoma rangeli, 2163 nucleotides. Its product is annotated as putative dynein intermediate chain. The record is from RefSeq and is a predicted model, not a curated record. NCBI's taxonomy places the organism in Eukaryota, Euglenozoa, Kinetoplastea, Trypanosomatida, Trypanosomatidae. Gene Ontology annotation, biological process: intraciliary transport. The coding region runs from base 1 to 2163 and encodes 720 amino acids. The transcript has a single exon. Gene Ontology annotation, molecular function: dynein light chain binding; dynein heavy chain binding. Gene Ontology annotation, cellular component: ciliary plasm; cytoplasmic dynein complex.
AUGGAUUUGGCUGCAAAGCGUCGGCAGCUUGAAGAGAUUCGCGCUGCGCGUGAGGCGAAGCAGCGCUCUGUGCAGCAGCAGCUCCAGCAGCGGAAGACGGAGAGCAGUCAGCAGAAAACGUCUUCUACCGCCUUUGGGCGCAGCAGCACCUCCAACUCGCCAAUGAUCUCCGUGAGCGGUGAGCCCUUGCAGCGGGCUGUGUCUUUGGUGGCACAUAUGCAGGACGAGCAGCAUGCGAGGGAGUUGAAGACGGCGCCCACAGCAGGGACGGGAAGGCCGCGUGUUUUACCGGCCGCACGGCUCUCGUUUAGCGAGCCGCCUUCCAAAGGCAGUUGCUAUGGUAGUGGCGGUAAUGCGGCGGUGUCGGGGAGUGAAGGGGACACAUGGAAGGUGAAGAUGGACAUUGAGGCCUUUGCGCCGCGGCCGACCGUGGCGGAAAGCAAAACAGGUAACUGCAGUCAGGCUGACACGAUUCCUCUCGCUGGUGUCGAUACCUCCCUGGCUGUCAAGUUGGGCGUCGCGGGCGCUUGUGCCACGGAGCGACUGCAGGAAGGUGAAGGGCGUGGGAAGCGGCGCGUUAUGCCAACGCCCGACGCUGCAAUGAUGCUGGUACAUUCGCUACUUGCGGAGUCUUGCGUAAACUGCACGGACCGCUGCGUGUUGGAUGUGACUCUGCUUGACUCCAACUUUUCUGGCGGGAGGUCGUGUGGGGAUGGUGACGGCAACGGUUUUCUAGUUGCUGCCACGCUUUCUGAGCCGUACCGUGCGGAGGAAGCGAGUAAAGGUGCAUCGCAGUUUCUCUCAGGUCGCGGAGGUGAGGCACCAUUGCUGUCACCAUCACUGUUUUUUACUUCCAUGACGGCAGGAGACGGAGGAGGAGGCGAAGUAGCGGCGAGAGCAACGGCGGAGUCUGUUGGUGAAGUGCGUGGUCUUGUGCUUCUGUGGUGUAUUUUGCCGGGCAGGAAUAGUGAUGCUAGUUACAGUGUAGUGCCCUUGUGCUAUGACAGCGAAAUACGCGUUCUUACCUACACGCGCCAUCGGCCGCAUUUGCUGUUUGGUGGCGCUUCCAACGGCACUGUGGUUGCGUGGAGGAUUGACCACGCGCUGCAGGGACAGUCUGGGGCCGUGCUAACUGCCGGGUCAGAGCGUUUGCCCAUGCCCCCAUCCUCAUCAGGGUGGUUGCCUACUGUGAGCGUCUCAGCUGCCCUGGCACCGAGCGAGCAGUCGUUUCCGUCGCCACUCACGCACCAGUUCCGUCUGCUUGGCAUGGCGGUUCACGGAGAUGCCAACUACCACCAUCUCUACACGAUCAGUCAAGAUGGACGUGUUUGCAUGUGGGCUCCGCCCCAGUUGCGGCUACCGACGUCGAGUCGUGACGGGGUGGUGUCGGGACAGUCACUGGGGUGCAUCGGGUCGUGUGCAGCGUUUGUGGACAAGGCCGCUGAUGCCAUGAGCAAAGUCGUUGUUGGGUGCCUUGACGGUCGUGUACUGGAGGGGCGGACGAAGAGUUCGCGCGUCGUAGAGAUGUCGCCCAUCAAUGCCACGUCCGCUGCAGGCAACGUGUUGCAGCGUCGCUCACCGACAUCACGAACAUCCGUCGAAGGCCCUGCGCAUCGCGCCGCCGUCGUUGUUGUGGCACCCCACCCGCUGCAUGCGGACCCCCGCAUAAGCGACACUCUUUUGACCGCCGCUGCCGACGGGAGGUGUAGCCUCUGGUUGGGCGCGCGACGCGUCGCCAUUGAUGGAUUCGUCGCGCAGGUGAACUGCCUGCGAUGGUCCCCAACUCACCCCGCGGUGUUUGUCGCCGGGGAAAGCAAUGGCCGCGUUGCUGUGUGGGAUUUAUCGCGGAGCUCGUGUUCGCCGGUGGCCUCGCUGUACUUGCAAUCCGUCCCGCCCACAGCCGGAUGGGCACGCACGCCCCCUGCGGCAAGCGCGGCGCACGUCUUCGCGUCUCGCAGCACCGCCGUCACGACUCUUGCCUUCUCCGACGAUGGCGCGUGGCUGUCGUGCGGCACUUCCAGCGGUGUGGUCCACCUGCUGCGCCUGCGCCCGGACCUUGCGCUGGAGAGCAGUGCAACGGCGGCGUCGAAGGGUGACGGCGAUGACGCCGCUACCGCAGCAGCAGCCGCUUCUUCUUGGAUUGACGCACGAUUUGUCUUUUAG